This is a messenger RNA of Euleptes europaea (tarantolino), 887 nucleotides long. It is a transcript of the gene HLF, whose product is annotated as HLF transcription factor, PAR bZIP family member. Gene Ontology annotation, cellular component: nucleus. The coding region runs from base 6 to 887 and encodes 293 amino acids. Gene Ontology annotation, molecular function: DNA-binding transcription factor activity, RNA polymerase II-specific; RNA polymerase II cis-regulatory region sequence-specific DNA binding. NCBI's taxonomy places the organism in Eukaryota, Metazoa, Chordata, Lepidosauria, Squamata, Sphaerodactylidae. The transcript is spliced from 4 exons. Gene Ontology annotation, biological process: regulation of transcription by RNA polymerase II. The record is from RefSeq and is a predicted model, not a curated record.
AGAAUAUGGCUCGACCUCUUCCUCUGAACCCAACUUUCCUACCUCCAACCUACGGCGUGCUGAAGUCUCUGCUGGAAAACCCUCUCAAGCUACCGCUGCAUCAUGAAGACGCAUUUUGUAAAGAAAAAGACAAAGAAAAAAAGCUGGAUGAUGACAACGGCAGUGCCACUGUGCCACAGUCGGCUUUCUUGGGUCCUACAUUAUGGGACAAAACACUUCCCUACGAUGGUGACACUUUCCAGUUGGAAUACAUGGACCUGGAAGAAUUUCUCUCGGAAAAUGGCAUUCCACCCAGCCCUGCUCAUCAUGACCACAGCCCACACCAACCAGCUCUCCAGCAAGCUACCUCAACAGCACCUUCUGUCAUGGACCUCAGCAGCAGAGCAUCCACGUUGGUUCACUCGACCAUGGUCUCUCAAAACUGCAUGCAGACUCCAGUCAGGCCAGGUGCAAUCUUGCCCACAAAUCGUAACACACCAAGUCCCAUCGAUCCCGAGUCUAUUCAGGUUCCCGUGGGGUACGAACCAGACCCUGCUGAUCUUGCCCUUUCAAGCAUUCCUGGCCAGGAGAUAUUUGAUCCUCGCAAACGCAAGUUCUCUGAGGAAGAACUCAAGCCGCAGCCAAUGAUUAAGAAAGCCCGCAAGGUCUUCAUUCCAGAGGAUCUGAAGCAGGAUGACAAAUACUGGGCAAGGCGUCGAAAGAACAACAUGGCUGCCAAGCGUUCAAGAGAUGCCCGGAGGCUGAAGGAGAACCAGAUUGCCAUCCGUGCCUCAUUCCUGGAGAAGGAGAACUCAGCGCUGCGCCAGGAGGUGGCAGAUUUACGGAAAGAGCUGGGCAAGUGCAAGAACGUGCUGGCCAAGUACGAAGCCCGGCACGGUCCUCUGUAA